CGUCGGCGCGCGAUGGACUGGAUGGUCGGCUUCUGGAGCCGCGUGUCCAUGCUCACCUGCGGCUACCGGCCCGCCGUCGUCGGCGCCGAGCACCUCCCGGACCGGGACGAGGCCGUGCUCUACGUGCCGAACCACUGCUCGUACCUCGACAUCCUCACUCUGUCCGCGUUCCUGCCGCGGCCCUUCAAGUACAUCUCGAAGAUCGAGAUCCUGCGCAUCCCCUUCAUCGGCUGGGCCAUGGGCUUCGCGGGCCACAUCGCCCUGCGGCGCGCGGACCGCCGGUCCCAGCUCGAGUCGUACAAGGCGGCCGUCGCGUCCCUAAAAGACGGCAACUCGCUCGUCGCGUUCGCCGAGGGCACGCGAUCCGACGACGGCACGCUCAAGAAGUUCAAGCGCGGGCCCUUCAAGAUGGCCAUCGACGCCGGCGUCGACAUCGUGCCCAUCGCGCUC
This is a messenger RNA of Aureococcus anophagefferens, 450 nucleotides long. RefSeq lists its product as hypothetical. Lineage: Eukaryota; Pelagophyceae; Pelagomonadales; Pelagomonadaceae. The annotation marks the transcript as partial. Gene Ontology annotation, cellular component: membrane. Gene Ontology annotation, biological process: phosphatidic acid biosynthetic process. The transcript has a single exon. Gene Ontology annotation, molecular function: 1-acylglycerol-3-phosphate O-acyltransferase activity. The record is from RefSeq and is a predicted model, not a curated record.